Komagataella phaffii GS115 is the source of this 384-nucleotide messenger RNA. RefSeq names its product Single-stranded DNA-binding protein essential for mitochondrial genome maintenance. Gene Ontology annotation, molecular function: single-stranded DNA binding. The transcript has a single exon. Gene Ontology annotation, cellular component: mitochondrial nucleoid. Gene Ontology annotation, biological process: mitochondrial DNA replication; positive regulation of helicase activity. Lineage: Eukaryota; Fungi; Ascomycota; Pichiomycetes; Pichiales; Pichiaceae. Bases 1 to 384 code for a protein of 127 amino acids. The record is from RefSeq and is a predicted model, not a curated record.
AUGCUUCCUCUCAUCGCCAAACGUUCAUUCCACGUCACAGCCGCUGCCAAGCUGGCUAAAAUGAGUAUAAUUGGAACCAUCGGUACCGACUUAGUUCCCCAGGAAACCUCAAAUGGAAAAAAAUUUGUAAAGUACUCAGUUGCUGUUAACAACAAGAAUAAGAAUGGAGAACAGGUAACCUCCUGGUUCAACGUUGCUGUGUUCAACGACAAGCAAAUUGACUACAUGACCAAAUACUUGGGAAAAGGUGUCAAGGUCUACGUUGAAGCUGACGCUACCAACACCCCAUACGAAAAAGAAGGAAUCAAGACUUACUCGUUUAUGUUAUUCCAGAAUAACAUCGAAGCUCUGAAGUACCCAAAGAGCCAAGAUGAGUCCUCGUAA